ACCCCAGGAUCACUGCAUUGCCAGCAGCCUCGCCGCAAGCUGGCUGGCAGCCAAGCAGGAGUCCGCCAGAAGUUAGCUGGAACCAGUGGAUUUCUACAAAACACUUCAGUUUGCAUAAAUCAGGGUUCUCUGAUCAAAAUACAUCUUGUGACAGGAAAAUCCCUCAAAUGCUGGUGUGGGACUGUUUACUAUAUCCCACGUGCACAAUGUGCUUACUUUGCUAUCUGGGAGGGGGAUAUUGAGCCAGACUUCUGCCGUGAGCAGUGAGCAGUUGUCGUCUUCCCUUCCCUAUUUCUUCAUGUGUAUCCUAUACACUAAACUGUUCCAGGCUGGCUGUUCAGAUGCAGCUGCUUGAAACUUGUUCUCUAGAAACAGGAAUAUAUGCAGGAUUUUUUAUUCAAUUUUGCUGUUCUAGUUUUUUUUUUUUUUUUUUUUUUUACAGCUAGUGAAUAUUUUCAUCUUGCGCAUUACCUGGCUCAAAGGAAAGUCCAGAACUGUUACGCCUUCCUAUCUGUGCGUCGAAGGACAGCUUUUCCAACACCGCAUACCUGCCGCCCUGAACAUUUGAAGUCCUUCUGAUGGCUCUCCGGAGGAUUUACCUUUUCUCCCUGGCACUGGUGUGGGGCUGCAUGGCCUCCUCCUCCUCCCAGCAGACGGCAGUUGCUCCCCCACAAGACCUUCAGAUCACUGAUCCUGGGCUUUUAGGUUCUCUCGAUAUAGAGUGGAAACCUCCACCCAAUGUACAAACCUUCAAUGAGUGCACAGUAAAAUACAAGUUUGAAUACCGUAACACUGGUGACAGAGAAUGGAAGGUUAUUUUUACUAGGAAACUAAAAUUCAGAGUUGGAUUUGACCUCAGCAGGACUGCUGAAGUGAAGGUACAGACCCUGCUUGAAGGACGGUGUACCAAUGACGUGGAGGUUCAGAGUGAAUGGAUUUAUGCUACCUUUCAGGUCCCAUUGCAAGGAAAGCUGGAAUCAGAGGUUCAGAAUUUUCAUUGCAUCUAUCAUGACUGGGAAUACCUCAAGUGCACUUGGCAACCAGGUCUCCUCGCUCCUCGCGGUGUACAUUAUGGUCUAUAUUAUUGGUAUGAGGGCCUGGACCAUGCAGUGCAGUGUGAUGACUACAUCCAGGACCAUGGUAUAAACACUGGCUGCAUGCUGCAGAACCUGAGCCAGGCAGAAUAUAAGGAUCUGAGUAUUUGUGUCAAUGGGUCAGCAGCAGCCACCCUGCUGAGGCCGUUGUAUGCCACCCUGCGCCUUCACAACCUAGCAAAGCCCUCACCCCCCAAGCAGCUGGUGGUUUCCAUGUCUGCGUCCGAGGAGCUCCGCGUGGUGUGGAGCCCACCGGGUGGCGAAACGCCGCCCCAGUGCCUGGAGUACGAGGUCCAGCUGGCAGAAGAGCAGGGGAAGGCCAAGGCUGCCUGGGCGUCUGUGUCAACCCAAAUGGAGACUGCUUUUACUAUUUCCAGAGCAAAUCAAAGCCGCAUUUCAUGUGUCCGUGUCAGGGGGAGAACAAACAAUUUCUGCGCCGACCAGGGCUUCUGGAGUGAAUGGACACAGGAGUGUUUCUCUGUGUCCAGAAAAGAGGACAAGCAGCUAUUUAUCCUCAUUCCAGUCAUUCUGAGUUUGUCAAGUAGCCUCAUAAUAUUUAUGUUGAUUGGUCAGUGCAAGAAAAGAACCCCGGCAGGAAAAGCAAUGUACAUGUCAGUGGGAUGCUAACUCUGCUCACGACUGCUGUACCGCUUGUGUUUGAAGGAUUGCUCUCAGAACAUCGUCCCAAGGAUGGCUGAGAAGCCCAGAGCUUUCUAAAGCCCAAGUGAGUCUUCCCUGCCUGCUGUCAUUUGUGAGGCUGGCUGUUGCAAUGCAUGUCCUCAACGGACCUAGGAAAACACUGGAGGAGUUGUAAGCUGACUGGAGCAAACUGUUUCUGAUAACAGGACAAAGGACAAAAAGGAGGCAUGAAAACUGCAGUGAAUAAAGAUAACACAUUCCUCUGAGUUUUUUUUUUUUUUUAAGGACUCUAGAAAUCUGUCAGCAGGACGUACACUGAAGGGCAACACCUCACACAAUGCUAGGUACAAAUGCCAGCAUGCAGCCACUGCACAUUACUCUUCUCACCUCUUCUUAGUCCCCAUUCCUCAGUGUGUUGAUAGCAUUUAAGUGCUGAGCCUGAGCUAACUGUAUUUAUUUUAUUAACUGAUAUGCCUUAGCUGUUGCAAAGCUGAAGUGGGGAGGCCUUGAGAGAAAUUUUUGCUGUAAAAACUCACAACCACAGCCACUGCAAGAGACAGAUGGUUACAAAAGUGCAGGGUUACUCUUGCAAAGGUGGUAAGGAAAUUUCUCUAGGAAGCAGGCGCAGGUACUAGAAUUCAGUGAAGCACCCAGAAUGUCUCUCGACACCAUGCACUCAGCUGAUGAAAUUACUGAUUGACUUUUAAGGAAGUCUCCUGUGAUAAUGACUACAAAAAAAAAAAAAAAAAAAAAAAGACAGUUCUCAAAGCCUGGCUUUGUUUUUUAAUUUUAUUUUUGUCAGAAAAAUGAACCAACUAACCAACUCAACCCCCAUGUUUACUGUGCUUUCAUUUCAUCUAAACAACCCAGAAAACACAUCUUCUUGCAGGAACAUUUACUCAAGAUGGGAAUUUCUUGUGAAGAGAGGCAGCUCAAAGGGAAAAUCAAGUUUGCAUCAAUCAGCUAUGUAAAGAGCCACGUUAAUCCAACCAGUCACAAAUAACACAGCAAGCACUGUUUUACACAUCCAAGUGCAAAAUUAUUCAAUCACUAUCUGCUGCUUCCACUGCUAAGUAGGCAACAACCCAGUGUUAUCUGGGGACACAUCAAAGAAGGAAAGCACCAGGAAAAAACUGGUCUAUGCACAGAUUGGAGCAGAAAUGAAGCUUCCCAAUUGCUGAUAUUUUGAUGACACACAAAUCUACUCUUUACUGCCUCCUGGGGCUUCUGGCCAGCCAGCUCGGGAUGGCUUUAAAUUUAGAAAAUACUGGUGAGCAAGCAACCGACAUUGGAAAUACUGUGAUUUACUUUGAUGAAUGCAGCACAUUAGUGGUUGGAGAAGGGAGCUGGACUUGGCAAGGCACCGACUGCUCUGACAGAGAAGGUGAAAGGAACCACAAGAGGAGGAAGUCAGCAGGAAUAAGGCUGGCUUGGACCAGGACCAGACACCUCCAAAACAUGCUCACCAGAGCAAUUCAAGGGAAUGUAUGUUUUAUACAACAUGCUGAAGCAUGCAGGAGGCUCAGGAUGGCAUCUCCUCUGUGUGAUGGCAGGGAGCAGCUCUGUGCUUAUUGCCCUCCUGCCAGGUGCAGUCCCCUUCCUUCUCCCUCUGGUCUCAGGCAGGAUUUUGCUGGGACAAGGGACACAGCCCUGCACCACAGCUGUCCCUGGCCUGCACAGAUCAAAUAUUUUCCUCUAUUUGCUCCGAAGUCCAGACUGCAUGCACCUCCCUGCAGAUUGAUGGAGCAUCAUGGCAGGGCAGUCCCUGCGAGGACCAAGGUUGGACCUCAAACUCUGCAACACCAGGAUGAGAGGAAACGCUCAGCCACGCUAGUUCUGAGGUCUGCAUGGUAAUUUCAGGAACUACGGGACUUUGACACAUCCAGAGCUAGGCGGUAUUUACGCUAUGGGUUUCAGAACUGACGUCAUGGCAAUAGUUAAAAUCAGGAAGCACUGGAGAAAACUGUUGGAAAGCAUCCCAUUGAGAUUCCCUGUUACUGGAAAUAACUCCGUGUAGGUCUCUGAUAAUCUGCCAGCCCUUUCAACUGUUUAAACUUUUACUAAAAACACAUGACUGCAUUGUGAAACUCGUCCAUGUGAAGUAGAGGUAGGGAAGCUAGAGCCUGGCGCAGUGGGUAAUUCAGAUGCAAUUUCACCUGCUUUACCAUGCAGGAAAUUGGAGUGGGCAGUAUUUGGAGAUGGCCAUCAAAUGUGGGAGCUCCAUCUUGUGUUCCCUUGGGGAGCACCAUGAACACACGGAGGCACAGGGACAGCUUGCUGCUGCUUCCCAUCCUGUGCACUCUUUUGCUUGUUGAUGUAGAUUCCUUGUUUUCUCCGGAGGCUGCUGGUCAUUGAACAGGUCAGGUUGCAGGCAGGCAGGUUUCUGCUGGAGGCAGAGAUUUGAGAUAGUGUACCUGGAGCCCAGUGCAUGAGCAGAAGAAGUGAAAUAUCGAGCAGGAAAAAAUGAAAUCUGGGCAGAAAGCCCAGUGCUAGUUCCAGAGAGGUCACUGUGCACAGGGGCACAGUGUGCUGCUCAUGUCAGAGUUUAUCAAACAGGAUAACAGAGUAAAACACUGCUCCUCUUGGCUUGCCAAUAAAACCAGUCCUCACAGGCUGCUUGCCAGCUCCCACAGCUCUAUCAGUGAUGUAAAACACCACAGUGUGCACUUCAAUUCAGCUUUUUUUUUUUUUUUUAAGAACUUUUUUUUUUAACUGUUAGACCUCAUGCAGCAGCAUCACAGAGCAAAAAGCCUGCUCCGAACCUGCAGAUCGGCAGGAAAGGCAGCUGAAUAAAACUAGAGGGGAGCAAGCUGAGACUCUGCUGUAGUUCUCUUCCAGGAGGGCUGUAUAAACCGGGUUAAAGUUUUGAGCCUAAUUUUGUCCAAAAAGAAGAACAGGAGAAGAAUUGAAGAGAACAAGUGCAGGCAAGAGGUGGUGAAGGAACAGAUGUUGUACCUCCCCAGCUGGAACUCACCCCCCAGAAUAUCAGAGCUAGUUCAGUCAAUACAAAACACAAAAGUUAGACAGAAGCCUGCUUAGAAACCUGCCUAGUAACAGAGUGAUAAAUUAAGUACAUCUGCUUAUGGUACCUGCAUCUUGCAGCUUGGCAGGAGUGUUUCAGAAAGAGAAGCUGAGCUUCAUCCUGGUGCGGGGCUCCCCGCUCACCAGCUCACCCCUGUAGUGGCAGCAAGCUACCCCCACCUGCUUCCUCACAGUAUUACCUCUCCAGCAUGAGCAAAAUGUAAUCCCUACAGGUGGCCAGCUGCUAGUCCUUCCUGGUGUCCUAAACCUUGCUAGAAUUUCACUAGUAUGCUUCCUCCCAGCCUAAGUUUAUAGUAUUACAUUAAUUCUUUUGCACAGUAUUUGCAUUACAGUGGUUUAAUCCAUUUGCUGUAGUCCAUAAUUAAUAUUAAGUAAAGCACUUUCAAAAAUC
Messenger RNA from Cygnus olor (mute swan), 5166 nucleotides. RefSeq names its product interleukin 13 receptor subunit alpha 2 (gene IL13RA2). The transcript is spliced from 10 exons. Gene Ontology annotation, biological process: cytokine-mediated signaling pathway. Gene Ontology annotation, molecular function: protein binding; cytokine receptor activity. Gene Ontology annotation, cellular component: external side of plasma membrane. Lineage: Eukaryota; Metazoa; Chordata; Aves; Anseriformes; Anatidae. The record is from RefSeq and is a predicted model, not a curated record. Bases 579 to 1721 code for a protein of 380 amino acids.